Loxodonta africana (African savanna elephant) is the source of this 9952-nucleotide messenger RNA. Its product is annotated as 6-phosphogluconate dehydrogenase, decarboxylating. Bases 460 to 5523 code for a protein of 1687 amino acids. Lineage: Eukaryota; Metazoa; Chordata; Mammalia; Proboscidea; Elephantidae. Gene Ontology annotation, molecular function: microtubule binding; phosphogluconate dehydrogenase (decarboxylating) activity; microtubule motor activity. The transcript has 46 exons. The record is from RefSeq and is a predicted model, not a curated record. Gene Ontology annotation, cellular component: cytosol. Gene Ontology annotation, biological process: pentose-phosphate shunt, oxidative branch; microtubule-based movement; pentose-phosphate shunt.
CAGGCAAUGGACUUGAACAGAUAAUUCUCAUAACUGGGAAGCAUAAUUCAGUAAUUCAUUCAGCAAACAUUUUCUGAGCGCUUACAACAGAUGCCGUUCUAAGUGCUAGCAAAUGAGAGAGAUCUCUGAGCAUUCUGGUGGUGGUGAGAGAGAUGGACAUUGUUCAAAUAGUGAUAAUGCUGUUAAAAAAAUAAGAGAAUGGUGAUAUAGAGAGUGACUUUUGGGUUUUUAUUUUGUUUUAUUCUCAUUUAUUUUUUGCUCUUUCCCAAGGAAGGCAUUGGUAGUUGUUCAGCUGGUGGUUGGCAUUUCUUAAUCCCUACCUAAUUCUGUGGAAAAAUGUUGGUCAGAUAUAAGUUCUCUUGGAACUCCCUAGUGGUUGGAAUCGAAACUUGAACAUAACUUCAGAAGAAGAUUUGCUUCUUUAUUUCUGGUCUGCAUAUAUAUACCAAGGCCAUCAGAAUGUCGGGAGCCUCAGUGAAGGUGGCUGUUCGGGUGCGGCCCUUCAACUCUCGAGAGACCAGCAAGGAGUCCAAAUGCAUCAUCCAGAUGCAAGGCAACUCGACCAGUAUUAUUAACCCAAAGAACCCGAAGGAAGCUCCAAAGUCCUUCAGCUUUGACUACUCCUACUGGUCUCAUACCUCGCCCGAAGAUCCCUGUUUUGCAUCUCAAAACCGUGUGUACAAUGACAUUGGGAAGGAAAUGCUCUUGCACGCCUUUGAGGGAUACAACGUCUGUAUUUUUGCCUAUGGACAGACUGGUGCUGGAAAAUCUUAUACAAUGAUGGGUAAACAAGAAGAAAGCCAAGCUGGCAUCAUUCCACAGUUAUGUGAAGAACUAUUUGAGAAAAUCAAUGACAACUGUAAUGAAGAAAUGUCUUACUCUGUCGAGGUGAGCUACAUGGAAAUUUACUGUGAGAGAGUACGAGAUUUGCUGAAUCCAAAAAACAAGGGUAAUUUGCGUGUGCGUGAACAUCCACUUCUCGGACCGUAUGUGGAGGAUCUGUCAAAGCUGGCGGUCACUUCCUACACAGACAUCGCUGACCUCAUGGAUGCUGGGAACAAAGCCAGGACAGUGGCAGCUACCAACAUGAAUGAAACAAGUAGCCGCUCACAUGCUGUGUUUACCAUUGUUUUCACCCAGAAGAAACAGGACAGUGAGACCAACCUUUCCACCGAGAAGGUCAGUAAAGUCAGCUUGGUGGAUCUAGCGGGAAGUGAACGGGCUGAUUCAACUGGUGCGAAAGGGACUCGAUUAAAGGAAGGAGCAAAUAUUAAUAAGUCUCUUACGACUUUGGGCAAAGUCAUUUCAGCCUUGGCAGAGGUGAGUAAGAAGAAGAAGAAAACUGAUUUUAUUCCAUACAGGGAUUCUGUACUUACUUGGCUCCUUCGGGAAAAUCUAGGUGGCAAUUCCCGGACUGCAAUGGUUGCUGCUCUGAGCCCAGCAGAUAUCAACUAUGAUGAAACUUUGAGCACUCUAAGAUAUGCUGAUCGUGCAAAACAAAUUAAAUGCAAUGCUGUUAUCAACGAGGACCCCAAUGCCAAACUGGUUCGUGAAUUAAAGGAGGAGGUGACACGACUGAAGGACCUUCUUCGUGCUCAGGGGCUGGGAGAUAUUAUUGAUACAUCCAUCGGGUCGCUUACUUCAUCUCCAUCUUCCUGCUCACUCAAUAGUCAGGUGGGCUUAACAUCUGUGACCAGUAUUCAGGAGAGGAUCAUGUCUACACCUGGAGGAGAGGAAGCCAUCGAGCGCUUAAAGGAAUCAGAGAAGAUCAUUGCUGAGUUGAAUGAAACUUGGGAAGAGAAGCUGCGUAAAACAGAGGCCAUCAGAAUGGAGAGGGAGGCCUUGUUGGCUGAGAUGGGAGUUGCCAUUCGGGAAGAUGGAGGAACCCUGGGGGUCUUCUCACCUAAAAAGACCCCACAUCUUGUUAACCUCAAUGAAGACCCACUGAUGUCCGAAUGCCUGCUUUAUUACAUCAAAGAUGGAAUUACAAGGGUUGGCCAAGCAGAUGCUGAGCGGCGCCAGGACAUAGUGCUGAGUGGGGCGCACAUUAAAGAAGAGCAUUGUAUCUUCCGGAGUGAGAGAAACAACAGUGGUGAAGUUAUUGUGACACUAGAGCCCUGCGAACGCUCAGAAACCUAUGUAAAUGGCAAGAGGGUGGCUCAGCCUGUCCAGCUGCGCUCAGGAAACCGUAUCAUCAUGGGUAAAAACCAUGUUUUUCGCUUUAACCACCCGGAGCAAGCACGGGCUGAGCGGGAGAAGACUCCUUCUGCCGAGACCCCCUCCGAGCCUGUGGACUGGACGUUUGCCCAGAGAGAGCUUCUGGAAAAGCAAGGCAUUGAUAUGAAACAGGAGAUGGAGAAAAGGCUACAGGAAAUGGAGAUCCUGUACAAAAAGGAGAAAGAAGAAGCAGAUCUUCUCUUGGAGCAGCAGAGACUGGAUUAUGAGAGUAAAUUGCAGGCCUUGCAGAAGCAAGUUGAGACUCGAUCCCUCACUGCAGAAACAACUGAAGAGGAAGAAGAGGAGGAGGAAGUUCCUUGGACACAGCAUGAAUUUGAGUUGGCCCAGUGGGCCUUCCGGAAAUGGAAGUCUCACCAGUUCACUUCAUUAAGGGACUUACUCUGGGGCAAUGCUGUUUAUCUGAAGGAGGCCAGUGCCAUCAGUGUGGAAUUGAAGAAGAAGGUACAGUUUCAGUUUGUUCUGUUGACCGACACACUGUACUCCCCGUUGCCUCCUGAGUUACUUCCCACUGAGGUGGAGAAAACUCUUGAAGAUAGACCUUUCCCUCGUACGGUGGUAGCAGUAGAGGUCCAGGAUCUGAAGAACGGAGCAACACAUUAUUGGUCUCUGGAGAAACUCAAGCAGAGGCUGGAUUUGAUGCGAGAGAUGUAUGACAGGGCAGGGGAGAUGGCCUCCAAUGCCCAAGAUGAGAGUGAAACCCCUAUGACUGGCAAUGAUCCAUUUUAUGAUCGGUUCCAUUGGUUCAAACUUGUAGGAAGGGCAUUUGUUUACCUGAGCAAUCUGCUGUAUCCAGUGCCCCUGAUCCACAGGGUGGCCAUUGUCAGUGAGAAGGGUGAAGUGCGGGGAUUUCUGCGUGUGGCUGUACAGGCCAUUGCAGCGGAUGAAGAAGCUCCUGAUUAUGGCUCUGGAAUUCGACAGUCAGGAACAGCUAAGAUAUCUUUUGAUAACGAGUACUUUAAUCAGAGUGAUUUUUCUUCAGUUGCAAUGACUCGUUCUGGUCUUUCCUUGGAGGAGCUGAGAAUUGUGGAAGGACAAGGUCAGAGUUCUGACGUCAUCACUCCCCCAGAAGAAAUCAAUCGAAUGAAUGACUUGGAUUUGAAGUCAAGCACUUUGCUGGAUGGUAAGAUGGUCAUGGAAGGGUUUUCUGAAGAGAUUGGCAAUCACCUGAAACUGGGCAGUGCCUUCACUUUCCGUGUAACGGUGUUGCAGGCCAGUGGAAUCCUCCCAGAGUAUGCAGACAUCUUUUGCCAGUUCAACUUUUUACAUCGUCAUGACGAAGCGUUUUCCACCGAACCCCUCAAAAACAAUGGCAGAGGAAGUCCUCUGGGGUUUUAUCAUGUGCAGAAUAUUGCAGUGGAGGUCACAGAAUCGUUUGUUGAGUACAUCAAAAGCAAGCCCAUCGUCUUUGAGGUCUUUGGGCAUUAUCAGCAGCAUCCCCUUCACCUGCAGGGACAGGAGCUUAACAGUCCACCUCAGCCAUCUCGAAGGUUCUUCCCUCCACCCAUGCCACUCUCCAAACCAGUUCCAGCCACCAAGUUAAACACCAUGAGCAAAACCAGCCUUGGCCAGAGCAUGAGCAAAUAUGACCUUCUGGUUUGGUUUGAGAUCAGUGAACUGGAGCCUACAGGAGAGUAUAUCCCAGCUGUGGUUGACCAUACCGCAGGCCUGCCCUGCCAGGGGACGUUUUUGCUUCACCAGGGCAUCCAGCGAAGGAUCACAGUGACCAUCAUCCAUGAGAAGGGGAGUGAGCUCCACUGGAAAGAUGUUCGUGAGCUGGUGGUCGGCCGGAUUAGGAAUAAGCCUGAGGUGGAUGAAGCUGCAGUUGAUGCCAUCCUCUCCCUAAAUAUUAUCUCUGCCAAGUCCCUGAAGUCAUCCCACAACUCUAGCAGGACCUUUUACCGUUUUGAGGCCGUGUGGGACAGCUCCCUACAUAACUCCCUCCUCCUCAACCGAGUGACACCUUAUGGAGAAAAGAUCUACAUGACUUUGUCGGCCUACCUAGAGCUGGAUCACUGCAUUCAGCCAGCUGUCAUUACCAAGGAUGUCUGCAUGGUCUUCUACUCCCGAGACGCCAAGAUCUCACCACCACGCUCUCUGCGCAGCCUCUUUGGCAGUGGCUACUCGAAGUCCCCUGACUCCAAUCGAGUCACUGGAAUUUAUGAACUCAGUUUAUGCAAGAUGGCAGACACGGGUAGUCCAGGCAUGCAAAGGAGGAGGAGGAAAAUCUUGGAUACAUCAGUGGCAUACGUGCGGGGAGAAGAGAACCUAGCGGGGUGGCGGCCCCGCGGAGACAGCCUCAUCCUUGAGCAUCAGUGGGAGUUAGAAAAGCUGGAGCUCCUCCAUGAGGUGGAGAAAACUCGGCACUUCCUUCUACUGCGUGAGCGACUUGGUGACAGCAUCCCCAAAUCCCUGAGUGAUUCGCUCUCUCCCAGCCUCAGCAGUGGGACCCUCAGCACCUCCACCAGCAUCUCCUCUCAGAUCUCAACCACCACCUUUGAAAGUGCCAUCACACCCAGUGAGAGCAGUGGCUAUGACUCAGCAGACAUUGAAAGCCUAGUGGACCGAGAGAAAGAGCUGGCAACCAAGUGCCUGCAACUUCUCACCCACACUUUCAACCGAGAAUUCAACCAGGUGCACGGCAGCAUCAGUGAUGGCAAGUUGUCUGAUAUCUCUCCAAUUGGACGGGAUCCCUCUGAGUCUAGUUUCAGCAGUGCUACCCUCACUCCCUCAUCCACCUGCCCCUCUCUGGUUGACUUGAGGAGCAACUCCUCAGAUCAGAAGACACUAGAAGCCAAUUCCCGAGCCUCUAGUCCCUGCCUGGAAUUUGAACAGUUUCAGAUUGUCCCAACUGUGGAAACACCCUAUUUGGCCCGAGCGGGAAAAAAUGAAUUUCUCAAUCUUGUUCCAGAUAUUGAAGAAAUUAGACCUGGCUCAGUGGUCUCUAAGAAAGGAUACCUGAAUUUCAAGGAGCCACAUUCCAGCAACUGGGCUAAACAUUUUGUUGUGGUCCGUCGCCCAUACGUCUUCAUCUAUAACAGUGACAAAGACCCAGUGGAGCGUGGAAUCAUUAACCUGUCCACAGCACAGGUGGAAUACAGCGAGGACCAGCAGGCCAUGGUGAAGACACCUAACACUUUUGCCGUGUGCACAAAGCACCGUGGGGUCCUCCUGCAGGCUCUCAAUGACAAGGACAUGAACGACUGGUUAUAUGCCUUUAACCCACUCCUUGCUGGCACGAUACGGUCAAAACUCUCCCGCAGACGCACGAGCCAGCUGAAAUACUGACUCUGCUGCGGCCCUCAGUCGCCUUCCGAGACAUAAAGAAAGUGUUACCUCUCAUUGUUUUUGUGAUUCGUGACAGUUGCUCUUGUAUGUAACCCUGUGGCUGAACUACUCUCCCUCCUCGUCCAGCACUUUUUCUAGCUCUCCUGUCCCCCAUCUCCAUUGCUCUGUACUCCUUUCUUUUUUCCUGUGGUGAGAAUCUUGUUAGUAGCAUGUGGCCUAACCAAAAAAAAAAAAAAAAACAGAAGGGGAUCCAGUGAAUCUUCAAAUUACUUUGGUGUAUUUUGACUUCCUUUUGUAUGAUAGGUCCCCAUUAUAACCACCUCUGGUGUCUGUACUGCUGUCUUGGGAUAUCUUUGUCUGUCUUUUAAAGACAACUACAUAAUAAUCUUUUUCUUUUCUCUUGUUUGUGAUGGUGAUUUCAUUUUAAUUUUCCUUGGGUGGCUUAGAGACGAAAGGAGGAGACAUCUGACCUUUUUAGAAACUGAGAGGAAAAAAAACCCUCUGUCCCUUUUUGUCCUGGCUAAUCCCUGCAUUUCCUUUCAGGGAAAAGCUGUGCUGAGCUUAGAAAUGGGACAGUUAUCUUCUCUGAGCUGAAAUUCGGGCUCAUUUAGAACGUGGUUAUGGAAUUUUCAUUUAGUGCAAGUGAGAGGCGAAGACCUCUUAGUGCCUGGGAACAGUGGCUGUUCUUGACCCUGUAAGAUGGGAAGAGCCAAGAGCAUUGCUGGUUAUUUCAAAAGGACCACAGAAUUUGGCACUGAGGCAUGAGGGCAGGCAGUUAGUAGGAUGCUUACAGUUCAUCACAGAUUCCUCUAAACUGUGUCUCUCUCGUCUCUGUAUUCAGAGGGAGGCUCUUUUAACGGAGUUUCUAAAUUCUGCCCUCAGCAUUCGGGAUGGUGGUCGUGGUUUGAAAUUGGUGCAGUGUCAUACACGAAUAUCCCACAAGAGGGCAGUGUUUCACUUGCUGGUGAUGAACUUAAUGGUCAUUGUCUUAAUUAUAUAAUGCUGAGUAGGGACUUUGUGAUUGUUGGAGCUCACUAAGAUCAAAGAAGCAUAGCUUUCAAGUAUAAACUUGGAAGUCUCACUCGGAAUCCAGUGGUCAGUGAUGCUUGUCAAAGGACAAUAAGCAGUCUCCCUGUACUCAUAAAUAAACAUGGUAGGCAGGCUCUGCUUUAUGGAUCUCAGAAAUAAAGCCAACCCCCUACAACCACUUUAAAAAAAAAGGAAAGCAUCUGGAGGCACAGAAGAGGCCCACCUGAGCCCUGGCCCUGGUAUCAGGUGUUUAGUUUCUGCUUGCACCCCUCCUGUCUCUCCUGCGUUACCCUUCUCCUCUCCAUGAGUGUGGAAGUAUUGCCAGAAGAGAAAGGAAGAAGCUCACUGCUGACAGUGUCUUCUUCUCUGACAGGCCAGGUCAUCUGGCUUCCAGAGGCCACUGGGGAAGAUACUUUUUCUCUCAGCUGCCAGUAAAUUCUACAGGAAGGACAUAGAGGAGAGGCCUUCAGGUUCUUCAGUUACUUUGCCAGCCUUUACCUCCCUUGUUUAUACCAUCCUUUACCUUCCUUAACUGGGUUUGGUUUACCUUCCUUGCUCGAACCUCUCUGUUUCACCAUCCUUUAGACAUUUAGGAAAGUACCCAUGUGCCCACUUAGUGGAGGACCAGGGCUUCUCAGCCUUGAGGCUACUGACUCUCAGGUGAUGGGAAACGGGAUGAUUUUCCACUCAGGCAGCAGAGGCCAUGGGCGUGUGCCCUGCAGAGUAGCUGCUAGGGAAGCUCCUCACCACCCAGACCCUAGCUUCUAACCUCCUGGUGGGCUAGUCUCUGCAGAACAGGUCUCCCAGCUUCACUCCUUAUGACCGCCUUGCAAAGAAGAGAAAAAGUGAAUCACGGAGAGCUUAGCAACAGAAAGGGUAGAUGCCACAUGCUGACCUGAUGGGAAAGUAAUGAGUAAAAACUCUGUGGGGAAUUUUUUUUUAACUUUCUUCCUUUCUUUAAAUUAUAGGUCACUAAUUUUUUUUUUUUUAACUGUAAUAUUAUUUGUUUUCCAAGCAGUGUGAGAUUUUUAAUGUAGUUAGAGGGUUCUUCAUUGUCUAAUGGACACAAUAUGCUCUUCUGGUGUAUAUCAAACCAGGAUCUGUCGGUGCUUAGAGACAGCUUCCUGGGCUGAAUUAAAUCUAAUUUCAGGGAAAUGAAGAUGAAAUUGGAAGGUUACUUUUCAAAUGAAAUGACAGAUGCUGCUGCUGUUAUGAAGUCUAGUAGAAGGAUACGUGUCUGUGGCAAGGGGAGCUGGAGAAGGCUGAGAGAGUAAAACCAUGUGAUACACUGAAAUGAUUUUGGGUUUGUCUUCUAACUCAAUACUGGCUUAGAAAGUCUUUGCUUUGAAGGUGUCGGAUAUUAGAACGAGCCAGACUGAACUGUCUGUAAUGUGCCCGGAGAAGGCUUGUUACAAAGCAGAGGUGGCGGCAGGACAUGAGUGUCCCACAGGGGCACUGGGACAGGUAUGAGCAAUCUCUGUGCAGCAGACAGGUACAAACAGCCCCUGUUGGCGCCCCUCGUCCUUUAGGGGCCCGUUUUUAGACUGAAGUUGAAACAGUUUCAGAAUUGAUGUGGCGUCUCUAUGCCAGGCCAUUCCCACUUUGAAGCUGUCAGAGAGGGUCUGUGGCAGGAAGUUUAGCUGUGGCCAUAGACUAGGCAGGAAAGUUAAAUUUCCUUUAAAGGUGGUUUCAUAUUUAUUUGUGCCUAAAACGGGGAAAAUAUUAAAAAGCAGGAAAGAAAACUCUCACAUAAAUUAAGAGGAAAGAGUGUUAGCUAUAAAACUUCAUCCCUUUCUCCCUUGAAUUCCCCCAGCCCUCCUUUCUCCUGCCCAAGAACAGCAGGGCUUUAUACCACAGCCUCCUGUCUCUGUGCACCAGCCUGGGAGUCAGUCAGCCCUCAGGCCAGGACUGUGCGUGGGGCCAGCCAGCCCACACACACAGUCAGGCACACAGUCAGGCACGGGGACGCCCGCUCUGGCAGCUGGCCGGGCCCCAGAUGUCAAUGCUCUUUUACGAGUGGUUUCCCAACCAAGAAAUCAGUGUCAUUUUUGGGUUUUUUUUGCUUGUUUUUUGUUUUUUCCUUUAGCUACAUAGAACUUACAUAACUACUCAUGUUUUACAUGGAUUCUUCAGCUCUUUUUAGAUUACAGAAUAAAUUAAAUCAUUACGAAAAGUCUUGUUGGUUUUAAAAGUAUGAUGACUUUUCCUGGCACAUAUUUCAAAGCAAAGACUUUGUCGAGUGCUGCUUGUCACCUAACUUACAGGGAUAUUUAAUUUUGUAAGGUGUAUGUAUAUUUAUACAGCUAUAAUUAAUUGCACAUUGGACUGGAAAAGACAGGAUUCUUUUGUGUGUAACCCCUGUCGGUACUCUGCAUUUCCCUCAGGCUGUAUUCCACUCAGGCUCUCCUGUACGGUAUCAGGGGCCAUUUGUCUGUCUGUCUGAUUUGGGUCCUUCAUUUUUCUUUUCAGUUCCAUUUUAAAAAAGUGAUCGUUAACCUGCUCCUUAAAAAGAAAAGACUAAUUCUGCUGCUGCUCUCAGCAGGUUUGCUGAAUGUCUGUUAAAUAGAACUCUAACAUGUGUGCACUGCAGCUGUCCACUGUGGCUGAUGGGAUCCACCGGAGGAUGUGGCCAGCCCGUGACUAUAUGUAGCAGGAACGUCUUCCUUAGUGCUUCCUUAGUAAAUUGAAAUAUCAGCCGAGAGAUUAUUUGUUGUUCAAAAGGCCAUUUAUGAAUUAGUACUUGAGCCCUAUGAAAUUGGAGGAAAGCUUUCAAUCAUGUAAAGAGGAGAUUAUAAUUGGUGUAAAAUUCAUGUUAAAAACCCACAGCCACGUGGCUGUGCUCAGAUGGAAAGUCCGAGCUGAGGUUGGUCUCUUGCCAAACUCUGGCUGUCGUGUGUUGUUUUUCAUGUCUCAGAGAUCUUUUUUUUUUCUUUUUUUCAUGCUGUGUAUUCUGGCAUCAUUGACUGAGGAACCCACAGCCUUCUCACAUUUAGGGUGUUGUCUUAGACUCUGUGGCUCUAAAGUACUUGUUCGUUGAGUCACGUCUCUUGUUGCCAUCCUCAUACACUACAACAAAACCCAUGACGCAUAAGUGGCCUUUUUGAACCAAGACUUUGCAAACUGAUCUCUCCCCCAGUGAAGGAGGUGAGCACAUUAGCAACAAUGUACACUAUUAAUUUUGGAUUUUCAUUUUCAUGUUUUAUUUUGUAAAUAUCUGAUGUUUGGAGCUUGAGUAUACAGAAUGUAAAUAUAGUUCUUGUAUUUGUACUAAUUCUGGUUCUUUUGCUGUAUAGCCUUAGGUGUGCAAUGCAGACAUUAUCUAACUGUGUAUGGUAACCUAGCAUCACAGAACUGUUAGUGAACGAGGUAAAAACAAUAAAGGUACAGCCAGUGCAUCCAA